This is a messenger RNA of Mauremys mutica (yellowpond turtle), 1744 nucleotides long. It is a transcript of the gene CCR10, whose product is annotated as C-C motif chemokine receptor 10. The transcript has 2 exons. Gene Ontology annotation, cellular component: membrane. Lineage: Eukaryota; Metazoa; Chordata; Testudines; Geoemydidae. Bases 644 to 1744 code for a protein of 366 amino acids. Gene Ontology annotation, molecular function: C-C chemokine receptor activity. Gene Ontology annotation, biological process: G protein-coupled receptor signaling pathway; chemotaxis; immune response. The record is from RefSeq and is a predicted model, not a curated record.
GGUGCUCCCAGGCUGUACAAUCCCGGCUCCAUUGUGUGGGCUCCUCGGGGGACUCCAGACGAGUUAAUCCCAGUAAAUGGCCCCCAAUUCGUGAGUGGCUCGUGUCCAGGCCUGUCUCCCCACGCCCUGACCAUGGGCCAGCAGGACAGCUGGUACCAACGGCAGCUGGAGAAGCAAAGGCCCAGCAGGCGCCGCAUGCCCAGGGCUCUGGGGCUGAGCAGGGCACGCUGACCCAGCCUCACUCCCUUGGCCCCAGCCCACGCAUGCUCCAGGGGUUUCCGUUCAAUUUGCUGGCAGCUCUAGCGCUCUGCAACCUACAUCCCCCUGGCUGGGGCACCCACCAUGCCACGGACCCCAGGGCCCGUUUCCAUGAAGCGUGGCACGUGGGUGCACGAGGAGCCGUGCUCUGUUCAAUCGGGUGCCUGCGCUCAGGGUGUUGGCUGGAUGCCUCCUGUCACCGACACAGGGCCUGGCCCAGCCCUGGGGUCACCUCCGGCAUUCAGGUCCCGUGGGGGCAGGCCUUGGAUUCUCAGAGCAGCUCUCGGUAUCAGGUAGGGCACGUGGUCAAACCACAGGCUGCGUCGCGCUCAGGGGUGGCCACGGCAGAGUCUCGAAGAAGCAGGACGCUUGCUGCAGCUUCACAAUGACAGAGAUGCCUCCCCCAAACCAGACCUUCAGCCCCUGGGCAGCCGAGCCCCCGGUCACCACCGACUACUACUACGAGGAUGGGGAGUACUCGGAGGGGGGCAGCCCCCUGCCCGAGGUGUGUGAGAAGGGGACCGUGCAGAGCUUUGUCCGCACCUACCAGCCGGCUGUCUACCUGCUGCUGUCAGCACUGGGCGUGGCGGGGAACGGGCUGGUGCUGCUCACCCACGCCCGCUACCGCCAGGCCCACUCCAUGACCGACGUCUGCCUGCUGCACCUGGCCGUGGCCGACCUGCUGCUGCUGCUGACGCUGCCCUUUGCUGUGGCGGGCGCGCUGCAGGGCUGGCUGCUGGGCAGCGACGCCUGCCGGACCCUGCAGGGCUUCUACGCCCUCAACUUCUACAGCGGCUUCCUCUUCCUGACCUGCAUCAGCGUGGACCGCUACAUGGCCAUCGUCCGGGCGCCUGCUGCCUGCCGCCUGCGCCCCCGGGCCCGCUGCUACGGCUGGCUCGCCGCUGGGCUGGCCUGGCUGCUCUCCACCCUGCUGGCACUGCCCCAGUUCGUGUACAGCCGGGCCGAGGAUCACCAGGACCUCCGGCUCUGCAGGGUGCUCUUCCCUGCCGGCGUUUCCAAGGCAGCCCAGGGAGCCACCAACCUGGCCCAGGUCAUCCUGGGCUUCGUGCUGCCCUUCCUGGUCAUGGCCUCCUGCUACGCGGCCGUGGCCCGCACCCUGCGGGCUGCCCGCAGCUUCCAGCGGCACAAGGCCCUACGCGUCAUCCUGGCCCUGGUGCUCGUCUUCGUGGCCCUCCAGCUGCCCUACAGCCUGGUGGUGCUGCUGGACACGGCCGACGUGCUGGGCCGCCGGGAGAUGAGCUGCGCCCAGAGCCGCCGCAAGGACCUGGCUCUGGUGGUGACCAGCGGCCUGGCCUUCGCCCGCUGCUGCCUCAACCCCGUGCUCUACGCCUUCGUGGGCGUGCGCUUCCGGAAGGAGCUGCGGCUCCUGGCCAGCGAUGCUGGCUGCGUGGGCCGGGCACAGGACGGGCAGCACCCCAGCCCCAGGCGCCGGGCACCACUCUCCACCUGGCUGGACACGGUGUAG